Asparagus officinalis (garden asparagus) is the source of this 991-nucleotide messenger RNA. RefSeq lists its product as uncharacterized. The record is from RefSeq and is a predicted model, not a curated record. The transcript is spliced from 7 exons. NCBI's taxonomy places the organism in Eukaryota, Viridiplantae, Streptophyta, Magnoliopsida, Asparagales, Asparagaceae. Bases 1 to 978 code for a protein of 325 amino acids.
AUGCUGGAAGUGAAAAAACCCCAGGUCCCAGUAAAACCACAACCACGAGGAACGAAAUCAGAGCAGUUCAAGAGAAAGAAAGUACCUCACGGAGCCUGCUACAAUAAUGGAAAGUUUAGGUAUUUCAAGUUCACUUGCCCACAAGGUGAAAAAAAGGAGAAUAAGGGAGGCUAUAAGCAUCUGGAACAAAGAGGAGAUAUUGGUUCGUAUAGAUUAGAUCCUGAGGAUAAUAUUUUUUUCUUCAAAGAUGUAUUUUAUGCGUCAGGAAUGCAUCGUAACUUGAUCUCUGUUCCCAGCUUAAUGAAGAAAGGAUUGGAAAUAAGAGGGCCUUUCACGCGCAGUCUAAAUUUAUUAGCUCCCCACUAUCCAAAAAUCAAUCCUCUCUUCUCCUUCCUCCAGAUUACUCAUCAGAUUGGGGGAAAUAAGAACCCAACCCUGACCCUUGACGAGCUCACCGGUGAUGAUAUGAAGGACGACGACGAUGAAGAGGACGGAGGCAGUAGCAACAGAUGCUUACGCUGGGUUGGGAGGUAUUGGAAAUUAUCAGGCACCGUGGGUGGCAUUGAUAUACAGUACGAGGGGGAUAUUAAUCAAUCAUUAUUUGAUGAAGCUAAUAAGGAGAGCGAGGACCCUCCAACAGGGAGGGCCUCUCCACAACCAAUUUUUACUGAUAUCAACAAGGAGAGUGAAGAUGCUCCGUCAGGAGAAGUACCUCCACCAGAGAAUAAUCGCAUUGAUACGGCUCUUGAAGCAGAAAUAAACGAGGGAGAGAAGGUGUCCCCGCCAGCGAAGGAGCUGCUAACUUGUACAGAAACAUGCACUCAACGCGAGGACACUGGAAUGGAAAUAACGUCGGUGGUUGGUGUCCCUUCUGCAGGACAUAAUACGGAGACGCAAACUUGUAUAGACAUCGAUUAUUCUUCACCCGGAGCCACUGAUUCACAUGCAGAGCCCUUCCACUCUACAGAGGGUUCUUAGACACCAUCGUCUU